AGCAGCGUCAGGUAUCUGACGGAGUGAUUGCCGGAGUCGGUUAACCAGGCAAGAUGAGGUGCGUGACACUUUAAAGAUCACCUCAGUGACUUUCUCUUCUCUUUCACUUUUUGGAUGUGCUGUUACAAGUCAAGUGCUGUAUGAGACCCGGCAAAUGAUGCCCAUGCGAGACAGGUUGCCACAUACAGCUUGCUCGGGAAUCUUCGCUUUUCUUUUUUCUGUUCCAUGCUCAUUUGGGGAAACCUCUCGAUCAUAGAUGUCCACAAGUCUCAAAGCGAGCCCCGAUCUCGAGACGCUCACGAAUCUUUUCGGAGAUGAAGAGGAGAUCGACGUGGAGAGUCUGGAUGGCAUUCUGCCUAGCGGGGAGGGCGAAGGUGAGGGUGAUGGUUCAGCCUCAGAGGACAGUGUCAAGCCCGAACCCGAGCAGCGUAGACUGGGCCGCAGCCCAAAGUGUGCUCGCUGCCGGAACCACGGAGUGGUGUCCUGUCUCAAAGGACACAAGAGGUUCUGCCGCUGGCGGGACUGUCAGUGUGCCAACUGCUUGCUGGUGGUGGAGAGGCAGCGUGUGAUGGCUGCUCAGGUGGCCCUCAGGAGACAACAGGCAACUGAGGUGAAGAAAGAUGCGAGUGGGUCCACCGCCCAGAGGAGAGUCCAGUGUCCACGAUAUCCACGCUCCCCCAGCCUGCUAGCAAAGAGGAUCCUGGAAGGGUAUAAGCCUCCCCUCAGAGAGGACCCCUACUGGACUACUCCAUUUCCUGCACUCAGUGAAAGGAUGAGGAAGAGACGAGCAUUUGCAGACAAAGAGCUCAAUGAUGUCAUGUUGGAAAGAGAAUUCAGACAGAAGGAAAUGGCGGCUCUGAAAGUGCUCAGUCCCAUCUUUUCUAGGGUGAACACUCCUCACUACAGUCAUCCAGAAGAGCAAGCCCAGUUUCAUCAAGCACUUUGUUUUCCUUUACCAAAAUCAAACAUGGAAAGUGGUCUCUGCUGGUAUCACUUUGGGGAAGUGACACCGACGAAUUCGGUCGAAUGUGGCUACGAACAAAUGCAGUGGAGACCAAUGGAAGCACUUCAGAUCAGACUGUGGGAAGAACUUGAGGGCCGUGAGGAAAAAGUCAGAUGCCCUGAACUGCAUCUUACUGGACAUGAAGAUGCCUACAACCCACUUCUUUACACAACACGGGACCUUUCAUGUGCACCGUCGGCCACUAAUGCCAAAGACACCCACCUGAACUCGUCUGUGACCCUGGGCUGCCUCUGUCCUCCUGAAAGUGGCACCAUGUGCCUGAACAUGGAAACAAAGAGCAGAGACCCAUCCAGGAAUGACAGUGCAGGCAUCAGAAGCUUGCCCUUUUCUGUUGAAUCUUUGCUGAGAAGUUAACGAGGGACACACACAUACUACAAAGAUAAGCAGCUUAGUCUUUAUUUUAUAUAGGGCCUUUCUAAAAUAAUCGACAUCAAAGAGAGACUUACAAAGUAAACAGGAAGACAACACAAAGAAAUAUAAAGAUAGAAUAAAACAAUUCAAUAUUUCUGUUUUUUUAUAUAGCACCUUUCACCAUGUAGUGGUUCUUGGCAAUGUAUCAAUCAAUAAUUAACCAAAAAAACAGGUUUUUCAGAAGAACAAUAUUUAAAGAACAAAAAUGUAAUAUAUACUUGCACCUAAUUAAAAAAAAAAUAACAAAUAUAUAAAGGGG
Messenger RNA from Polypterus senegalus (gray bichir), 1694 nucleotides. RefSeq names its product doublesex- and mab-3-related transcription factor 2-like. Gene Ontology annotation, cellular component: nucleus. The record is from RefSeq and is a predicted model, not a curated record. Lineage: Eukaryota; Metazoa; Chordata; Cladistia; Polypteriformes; Polypteridae. The transcript is spliced from 3 exons. The coding region runs from base 257 to 1378 and encodes 373 amino acids. Gene Ontology annotation, molecular function: RNA polymerase II cis-regulatory region sequence-specific DNA binding; DNA-binding transcription factor activity, RNA polymerase II-specific. Gene Ontology annotation, biological process: sex differentiation; regulation of transcription by RNA polymerase II.